This is a messenger RNA of Saprolegnia parasitica CBS 223.65, 1305 nucleotides long. RefSeq lists its product as hypothetical. Gene Ontology annotation, molecular function: asparaginase activity. The record is from RefSeq and is a predicted model, not a curated record. The coding region runs from base 19 to 1203 and encodes 394 amino acids. The transcript is spliced from 8 exons. Lineage: Eukaryota; Oomycota; Saprolegniomycetes; Saprolegniales; Saprolegniaceae.
UGUAGCACCAGCAGCACCAUGCAGCAGCAGCAGCAGGACGACGACGGCCCGCUCUCGAACCCGAUCAAGACGCGCGUUGGUAGCCCCGAGCCGGCGCCUGGGCGCAAGAGCUCCAUCGCGCGCGACCCCAAGCACUCGCUCGCCGACGCCACGUGCUUGAUCCUGUACACGGGCGGGACCUUUGGCAUGGCGCCCGACGUCGCCGGCGUCCUCCACCCCAAGAGCGGCUUUCUCGAGAAGAAGGUGCGCGAGAUGGACGAGUUCAAGUUUGGUGGCAUGCCCAAGGUCACGAUCAUCGAAUGGGCCGAGCCGAUCGACUCGUCCGACAUGACGCCGACCGACUGGAGCAAGAUCGCAUCGACGAUCGAAGAGCACUACUGGGACUACGACGGGUUUGUCGUCUUGCAGGGCACGGACACGAUGGCUUACACCGCGUCCGCGCUCUCGUUCAUGCUCGAGAGCCUUGGCAAGCCGGUUGUCGUCGCAGGCGCCAUGAUUCCGCUUCACUUUCCCCACAGUGAUGCGCGACGGAACCUCAUCAUGUCGGUCAUUUGCGCCGCGACGCUGGACAUCCCCGAGGUGUGCAUCUACUCGAACGACAAGCUUCUGCGUGGGAACCGCACGACCAAGAUCGCCAACAUGUCGGUCGACGCGUUCCAUUCCCCCAACUUUCCCUUCUUGGCGUCGACCGGCGUCGAGACGGCGAUCGAGCACGGCCUCAUCCUUCCGUACCCGCGCCGCCGCUUUAGCGUCUUUACGAACCUCCACACCAACAUUUGCGUCUUCCAUCUCGUGCCCGGCUUUGACGAUGACUGCAUCACGGCCUACAUUGAGCGCCACAACCGAGAGGCCAACCCGUCGAGCAACCCCAAGGCCAUGGUCUUUGCUCUCUAUGGCACGGGCAACGCGCCGCUCAAGAAGGACGGCUUCUUGAGCGUGGUUCAGAACGCGCUCAACUCGGAGAUUGCGGUCGUUGUCACGACGCAGUGUCUGCACGGCCGAACACAAUUGGAUACGUAUGCGACCGGCGUCAAGCUGCUCGAGAUGGGCGUCAUCACGUCGUACGACAUGACGAUCGAGAGCUGCGUCUCCAAGCUCGCGUACCUCAUGGGGAAGGCUUCCGCGGCAUCGGCCUCAAGGAAAAGAUGGAAACGGACCUCCGUGGCGAGCUCUCGGUCGUCGACCACGCGAGCGAGGAUCUGAGCCGGAACCAGUCGAGCAAUCGCAAGACGGUCAAGAAGCUCCUCGGCCAUUAGACAUGAUGAUAUUGCAUCUUCAUCCAUGCGUCCACUUGUUGUCCUCCGA